Messenger RNA from Sturnus vulgaris (Common starling), 11727 nucleotides. NCBI's taxonomy places the organism in Eukaryota, Metazoa, Chordata, Aves, Passeriformes, Sturnidae. The record is from RefSeq and is a predicted model, not a curated record.
GGGAGAGCUAUUUUUUCAAGCAUCGUUCAGCUAAUUUAAUUUCCCUUGAUUUAAAAUAUCAUCAAAGAUUGAACUGCAAAACAGAACUAGCUUGUUGGCCCUGUAACAACAGGUGCUUGUAGUUAGGAGUGCUUAUCCUGUGGGGACAGUUGGCAUAAGAUGUGGAGCUGUUUGAUUGUAAGUUCUUUUUAAAGCCCUUACCCUAUGGAGAAGGUAAGGUAGGCUACCCUCUGGUUUAUUGCAGGGGAAAAACAUAAGCAGCACUAUUUGGUGAAGAGUAGCCAGCUCAUUGGAACUCUGUAUCUACAUUUACACUGCCAUUAGUUAUAGUCAUGACCCUAAAGCUGAUUUCUAGAAAUGGCUACGGUAAUUUUAAGAUCCCAUCCAUUCGUCUUUUUUUGCCUGUCUGCUUUGGCUUUAUCUGACGCUUUUGUAACUCACUUCAUCUUGCUAAACUUGUGGAAAGCUAAACCAUAAAAUUACGUCAAUUUUCUGAGCUGAAUUGCACAUAGUACCAGUGUGAACAUAGGAGUCAUGUGAGCUUGGAAGUACUGUAGAGGUUGGGAAGAAGGGAUAAAAGCCUGUUAGGCCAGCAGAGGCUGAAGAGCAGAAAUUAUCCCUUUUGGUGGCAGUCAACAAGUUGACUCAAACAUCUUAUGAAACUUCACCCUGAGACUUUAUUUCCCACCUAGAAUAAAGUUCAGUUGCUUUGCAGUUUACUAAUUAGUAAUUUUAAUAUGGAACAGUAGUGCUAAACCUGAAAUGUCUGAAAUCACAGGCAUUUAAGCAUAUAAUAUCUUUAAAAAAGCUUUCGAGUUUUUUUUUUUUCCUUGCUGGAUUUUGGACUUCUCAAUAUGUGAUAGAAAACAGUUUUCUACCCUGUAGCAGCACUCCUUUUCCAGAAGACUCGGCCAAGAAUAGGACUCUCUUGUGCUUAGAAAUGUAUAAACACGUAAGAUAGUUCUUUGCUCUUAGCUAAGCUUGAAGACUAGUGCCAAGCACAGUGGUGAGUUUGAUGUGGGAGAUGGUAUGUAGGGGCAUGAAAUUCAAACAAGCCACAAAAUACCCACUUGAUGGAAAAAGCUUCUAAGCCCUGCUGAACUGGGAUGGAUUCAAUCUACAGUUCAAGGAAAAGAUUCUGAUACUCAUUAGCAGUGGCCCGAGACACUCAUAUUCCCGCUGGAGUUACACACCUUCUAUACAGGCUUGUGGCAUGUAUGUUAAAUAAAUCAAGUUCUUUUGUGUUAGAGGACAAUGACAGCAUGUCUACUCUGGUCAGAAAUGCAGACUAGCUGUUACAAUGUGUUAUACUUCCAUACAGCUUUCAGUUACCUAAAAUUGGAUUAUCUGGAUGGAACAUUACUUCUGUGAUGUAUUUAGACACAACUUUGGCAUGGUUAUUUGUUGAGUCACAGUGCAGCCUCAUUUUGUCUUUGGAAAUAGUUCAUAUGCUUUCUUGUAGGGCAGAGCUAUAAAAUUUAUAUUCUGCCAGAUUUAAGUUGGCUACUUGAAGAGGUAGCAAAAAUACCUCUGCACUGUAUAUAUGCUUGGCAAAGAGACUGCUGAAAUGUACGACAGAAGCAGGGACUAGUACUGUACUGGAAUUAAAAAGUUCAUGACAAUCCACUUAGAGAGUCAUUGCGAUCUGUAUUCUGUGCUCCCAACCAUUUUUCCCCCUAAUACCGUGGUUUUGGUUUGGGUUGGUCCCUUAGCCAUGUUGUCUCAACUUCCCAGGAUAGUGGAAAGCCACUGUCUUAGAAUCACACCAUCUUGAAUUUAAAAUAUUUUAAAGAAGUAACUUUCUUUAGUGUGUACUACAGAUAAGACUAAAACUAAUAUUAGUGUCAACAUUCAGAUCUGCAUUCCUUGCUCUCUAAGUCUUGUAUGCACACAGACAUGUUAAUAGAAUUUAUGGAAUGUCCACUUAACAUUUCAUUUCAUUACCUGCUCUGUGGGCUUUGAUUAACAGUCUGUAAUAACAGCAUUAAGCAGUUGUAGAUUGGGAAGUAUAAUGCUAGACCCUUGAAGCAGGGUGCAAAGAGAUGUUAUAUAUCGUUAUAUAUAUUUCUGAGCCACUAGUGAUAUACAAAGUACCAAACUCGUUUCUCUUAGCUUCAAUAUCAUCCAAUAGAAAUUUAAAGUUUAGCUAACCUUAUUUUGCAGAAUUACAAGAUUUUGUCUUUUAUAUGUGAUCUAGAAGGAGACAGAGGGGCAAAUUAUGCUAAUUUUGACCACUGGAGUUUUAAACUUUGCUUUUUUGCUUGAAAAGUUAUUUCUCUUGCACUGAAAAACAGGAAUGCAGUCUUAAGUAUACUGUUUAUAUCUUUACAGGCUUUUGUGCCUUUUCAGAAUUUGUUGGGGUUCUAUUUUUUUUUUUUUAAUUGCAGAAGAUUUUGUUAUGUUCACAGGUUCAGAAUAGGAGCAUUUGAAUUUUAUUUGACAAGUUUUUCUCUUGACAGAGGGUCACUUUGUAGCUUGUCCUUCUCUAGAAGACUCUAGAAGCAAAAAAGCUAGUAACUAUGAUGGUUUGCUGAGUCUCUGUGAAUUUGUGCAAACAGAGAAAACCGUUCUGAAACAAGUUAGAUACUUUAAGAAAGAACUAUAAGAAAGAUGAACUCUUGUCCGAAGUUGGCUUGUGAUGGCUGUUUGAAGUCCCCGGUCUUGAUUUCUACCCACCCGUACUUCAUCUACUUCCAGUUUCAUGGGUUCUUGACUGUUUCUUUUACUCAUUCCUUCAUCAUGAUUCCUACAGGGGGAGCAUCAUACCAUCCUUCCAUUUCUUAUUUCAUGAGCCAGUGAGCAUGUUUAAAAUGUUGCUUAACUUUUCCUCUGGUUUAAUAUAUCUUGUGCAAGAUAUUUCUCAUGCUCAUUUGUUCCUUAGGUUUCAGCAAGGCAGCUGUAAGAGGUUACCUUCAUUUUCAAGGAAAAAUUCAUACUGUAAGGACAAGUCUUUAGCAGAGAGGUUUCUUUGUAGCCCAGAAACCUUAGUCCAUCGUUCAGUUCCUGGAACUAUAAAGGGUCUAGUCUCUCACGUUUUCAUACCAGCAUUAAGAAAAUAAUCCGUGACCCUGAAGACUUGAGCCAGAGGCAUCUAGUAAUCACUGAAGUACAAUGUUCCUGAGCUGUGUGUUUAGAAUUUAAGUGGACUGAGUAAAAAAUUGCAUCUGCUCAGGAAAUGGUAAAUCACAAUCAGAUGUUUUAAGUAGGCAUUACAGCCUAGUUUCUCUAGUUUUGCAGGCUCUAGGAAGACAAUUUCUGAGCAGUUGUUGUGUCAUGUUUUUAGCACCUUGACCUAAGUAGUUUUGUUUGAUUUCUAAUUUUAAUCAAACUAGGCAUGUAACCAUGAUUCUGAUUUUAAUUGGCUUCACUUUCAUAGUAGAGAUCUUUCUUCCUCACCUUCCAUUGUCCUAAAUAAAAAAUGAAAUGUGUUUCAAGGUUUCAGAAAAGCUCAUUCUUAUGAAGGCAGUCCUUCAGUUUAUCAGGCAUUAGAUAUUUUAGUUUAAGCAGGAGGGGUCAGAGUUAAGACCUAUCAAAUUGUCUUCUCAGUGAUUGCAUUUGUGGUGAUUUAAAAUAUGCAUUUUGUACAGUCUUCGUUUUUUCCAAAGCAAGAGUUUAUAUUUGUAUGAGGUUUUCUGUUUGAUAGUCUUAGAAUCAUAGAACAGCCCAGAUUGGAAAUGACCUCAAAAGAGUAUCUAGUCCAAUCUUUCAUGGGUAGGGAAGCCUGGUUGAGGUUAUCUGGCACCCUGUCCAAUUGCAAUAUGAAAAUGUCCAGAGAUGACGACUCUGCCGGGUCCCUGCAUUCCAGUAAUUGAUUGUUCUCACUCUAAAAAAUAGUUUUCUUACGUCAAGAUGAAACUUCUUGGUGCAGCUUUUAUCUAUUGCCUCUCAGGCUCUCCAUGUGGCUCCUUAUGAAGAGAGAGCCUCUGGCAUUUUUGUAGCCACCCUUUAAGACUUUGUCAUCCUUUAUUAAGAGGGAGAAAGAGUAAUCAUUAGUUAAAAUUCUGAUUUCUCUUAUGAGCUCAUACACUGAUAUCUGUAGUAUCUAAAAAAACUAGAUGACGUUUUCAUUAAUGGUUUUUCUUUUUUCGUGAACUCACACUUUUCUGUUUUUCCAAGAAUCUCUUAGCCAGAAGUGAUAGAUGUGCAUUACAUUUCACUUCAGCUGAUGGAAAAAUACAGAUUUUCCGUAUGAAAGAAGUCGUCAAGCCAUUUUCACUAUAUACUAUCCUCAGCAGGAAAAAAGUCAAUUUUUUAUCUUAUCUGGUCAUCUAGCUCAUCUUCUCUCUUUUUCCUCAGUGCUCUUUUAAGAGUUCUGUCAUAUCUAUAAGAUGCAAUCCAAACGACUAAAACCUAAUUUCAGAAGGCCUGAUGUCUUGGAUAUAGGUCUCUGCGUAAGAAAUGCAGGUACCUAGAGGGAAAAUACAGCAAUCUGAGAAGAAGUUGUUGCUUUGUUUUGGAUGUUGGUGUAGAGCUCAUCUCUUUGACAUGUCAUUGAUCUUCAUAAUUGGACAUGCAGCAAUGUGUAUGUCAGUUGUGUAUGAAGUUACAAGCAACUGUUAGCAUAGAAUCAAGUGCAUCAUGAUCUUUCUGUGUUUGUGGAGGUCCUGAAACAUAAAACAGAUGUUUACCUUUUCAAAAUACCUGCUACCUGCUUUGACUAUAAUUCUGUGGUUGCCUAAUUUGGCAUAUUUGCAGUAAUCCAUGAAGAUGAUAGUACUUAUGAAAACUGCUGCUGCAGCUGUGUCUUAUUUUACAAUCAAACCUACCUGCAAACCAAGGUGGUUUAACUGGGUAUGAGAGUAUACCUGCUUGAUCCUCUAGGACAAAAGGGAAUUAAGAGACAAAAGCUAGAACUCACUUCCAGUUAGGUUCAUAAGAAAUGGAAUGUUAAUACAAUAAAUGAGGCAGUCUCCAGAACAGUGCAGUAGAAGGCCUGGAUAGGAAAAUGACCAGAAUAUGCUGUAAUCUCCAUCCACUGUAUGUGCUUUCUGGUAAGCUGGAGGCUGAUGUGCUCUAGUUACUGGACAAUGCUGUGAAUAAUCCAGAAACUCAAAAGCAGGCAAGAAUGGAAGAAAAACCAGUUGACUUCCUUCUGUGUAUUUACUGUAGUUUUGCAUGGUUUUUAGGGAAGAUAAAGGAAUAUAAAUUACAUUUUUAAUGAGAUAGAAGACUUAAGACAGUCACCGUUUUUUAGUUUCACAGUCUUGUCCUCAUGCUCUAAGAGCUGAUAGACCCAAAAGACUAUUGUCUUUUUAUUUAGGGAACUAUUUUGGUUGGAAAGUGAGAGAUGUAAUAGCAGGCAGUGACCUCAUGAUCUUACUACAUCAUUAAUCAAUAUUCUAAAAUCAGUGUUACAACAGCUGUAGUAAAUAGGAAUCACUUGGGUGCAGUGAACAGUUGGCCACAGUCCAAGCAUUGCUUUUUCUAUCCAGGAGUUCUGUUCUAGCCAACUAACAGCUCAUCUGAGGACACGGCUGUGUGCAGCUCAUGGUCCAGGGAUAAGUGUCUUGCAUAAAGGCAAUCUGCAGUUUGGCUGGUUGGAUUUGGGUUUUUUUAUUAUUAUUUAUUAAGAAAUGCAAACAAAAAGCCCCAAAGAAUCAAAUCACAAACCUAACUGUAGAUCAUACUAGGUCACUUAAACAGCUGGCUUUUCUUUGACGAUAAGACCACCUUUGGCUUUUUGCUUUGAUGUGAUACAUUGCAUUACAGCAACAAAUGCUUGGUUGUUUUAUAAUAAGCUGUAAAUCCAUUGGUGAAGUUAAUCCAGUCUCUAAUCAGGAAGUGAUUGCCUACAUCACACCAUUUCUGUGGUAUCAAAUAGGAAAUAAAAGAUUGUUCAUGACUUGGACAGUAUUUUGCAUGGAUGUUAGCAUUUGUAUUUAAGAACCUUUUAUUACUCCUUUUUUUAAUAGGAGAUGUAUGAUGAACAGAAAUAAUUUAAUGAAUUGUAAUGGACAGUAAGCAUUGUUAGGACUUUUUUAUUUUCAGGGUGCAUGUGUGGUUUUUGACACGUAGCAGGAACCACAGUAUGCAUUACUACAAAACUGAGGAGUCAGGUUUUUAUGUGAUUUUGCAUUUCUAGAUUGGCUGUGAAACUCAAAUACUUCAGUGAAGUUGAUUGAAAAAAUCUAGUUUGUGAUAAUUUGUAAAUGGCCUGGUAGUGCCACCACUGAAAUGCCAAUGAUGAUAGUGCCGAGCAUUUAAUUGAUCAAGCAUUGUUCUUCCUCUGCAGAAGCUUCAGUAUGAGGCGGGGUGGAUGGCGGAAACGAGCUGCCGAUGGCGAUGGAUGGGGAAUAUGGGGUGGAUACAUGUCAGCAAAAGUUAAAAAAUUGGAGGAUCAGUUCCGGUCAGAUUCAGCCAUACAGCAACAGAGGGAUGGAAAUUCAUCAAGUAUCUUCAGUGGAGUCGCCAUCUACGUCAAUGGCUUGACAGAUCCCUCAGCUGAUGAAUUAAGACGGCUGAUGAUGUUACAUGGAGGCCAAUACCAUGUGUACUAUUCCAGAUCAAAAACAACUCAUAUUAUUGCCACCAAUCUUCCAAAUGCCAAAAUAAAAGAAUUGAAAGGUGAAAAAGUAGUUCGGCCAGAGUGGAUCGUGGAAAGCAUUAAAGCUGGACGUCUCCUUUCGCACAUUCCAUAUCAGCUUUAUACCAAGCAGUCAAGUGUUCAGAAAGGUCUCAACUUUAAAAGCAUAUGCAAACCUGAAGAUGCCAUGCCAGGUCCAAGCAAUAUAGCUAAAGAUCUCAACAGGGUAAAUCAUAUUAAAAAGUAUGAAAUGGAAAAUGAAAUCACACCCAAUGGAAUAAGCAGCUGGAAUGAUGCAGAGGAAGAAGCAAGUGACGAUUUUGGAUUUACAGAGCUGGAGGAGAUUCUUCCCAUACGGAAACAAAAUGGGAUUCAAUCUCAUAAAGACAGCACUGCCCUUUUUAAUGGACACACACACACUUCUACCAGUGCCUUAAAGACGCAGGAAUGCUUGGUGCCCUCCGGCAACGGUGUUGCAAGCAGGUUGUCUCCAGGCCCUGUGCAGGAGGAGGGGAAGACUGACAAAGGCAUGGUUGACUUUAGAGACUGCACAAUGCAGCAGUUGCAGCAAAGCAACAAAAAUACAGACUUUUUGUGGAGUCCACACAGGACUAUGAGUAACUCAUCCUCAUCUUCAUUUUUGCACAGUAAUGCUAAAAUAAAUGGUGCUCACCACUCAACUGUUCAGGGGCCUUCAAGCACAAAAAGCACUUCUGUACCUGCUCCUAGCAAGGCAGCUUCCUUACCUGUGUCCAAACCUUCAGAUUGUAGUUUUAUUUCUGACUUUUAUUCGCGUUCAAGACUGCAUCAUAUAUCAACAUGGAAGUGUGAAUUGACAGAGUUUGUCAACAGCCUGCAGAGAAAAAACAGCGGUGUCUUUCCAGGAAGGGAAAAAUUUAAAAAAUGGAAAACAGGCAGGUCUGCACUUAAAACUGACACAGGUAAUGUGUCUGUUGCGAGCUCAGCCAAGCCACAGAGCUGUAUAAUGCACGUGGAUAUGGAUUGCUUCUUUGUGUCUGUGGCUAUCCGAAAUAGACCAGAUCUCAAAGGAAAGCCAGUAGCUGUUACUAGUAACAGAGGUACAGGAAAGGCACUGCUGCGCCCUGGUGCAAACCCCCAGCUUGAACAGCAAUAUUACCAGAAAAAGCUAUUGAAUGGCAAAGCAGCAGAAAUUAAAGUACCUGAUCAGUUGGACUCCUCAGUCUGGGAACAUCCGGAUUCCACACAUGUGAAUGGAGCUGAUCUCACUGUUCUGUCCAUGGCUGAAAUAGCUUCUUGUAGUUAUGAAGCCAGACAAGUUGGCAUAAAGAAUGGAAUGUUUUUCGGCCAAGCAAAAAAGUUGUGUCCAAAUCUUCAAGCAGUUUCAUAUGAUUUUGAUGCAUACAAAGAAGUUGCACGGACAGUAUAUGAAAUACUAGCAAGCUAUACUCAUAACAUUGAAGCAGUGAGUUGUGAUGAAGCACUAGUAGAUAUCACUGAAAUCCUCACAGAGACCAGACUGACUCCUGAUGAAUUUGCAAAUGCUAUCCGCACUGAAAUCAAAGACCAAACUAAAUGCACAGCCUCUGUUGGGAUGGGUUCCAAUAUUCUGCUGGCCAGAAUGGCAACUCGUAAAGCAAAACCAGAUGGACAGUAUCACUUAAAACCUGAAGAAGUGGAUGAUUUUAUCAGAGGACAGCUUGUUACCAGUCUUCCAGGAGUUGGCAGGACAAUGGAAUCUAAACUGGCUUCUUUGGGAAUUAAAACCUGUGGAGAUCUGCAGUGUGCUUCAAUGUCAAAACUACAAAAAGAAUUUGGUCCAAAAACCGGACAAAUGCUCUACAGAUUUUGUCGUGGUUUGGAUGACCGACCUGUUCGUACAGAAAAAGAAAGAAAAUCUGUUUCAGCAGAAAUCAACUAUGGAAUAAGGUUUACACAGCCUAAGGAAGCAGAAGCUUUCCUUCUGAGCCUCUCAGAAGAAAUCCAGCGUAGACUUGAAGCUGCUGGUAUGAAGGGUAAACGAUUGACCCUUAAAAUUAUGGUCAGAAAGGCUGGAGCACCAGUAGAGCCUGCAAAAUACGGAGGCCAUGGAAUCUGUGAUAAUAUUGCCAGGACUGUGACUCUAGACCAUGCAACAGACAGUGCAAAAGUAAUUGGGAAGGAAACUCUGAACAUGUUUCACACAAUGAAACUGAACAUAUCCGAUAUGCGAGGGGUUGGAAUUCAAGUACAGCAGCUAGUUCCCAUCAGUAAAACAACUUCAGCUCUCUCAACAGUACAAUCUGGACAUUUACCUGGUGGAUCACAUUCAGUUAUUGAUCUUUUUCAUGUUCAGAAAGCAAAAAAGCACUCAGAAGAAGAGCAUAAUGAAGUAUUUGUGGCUGCUAUGGACCUUGAAAUAUCUUCUAAUUCAAGAACUUGCACUUUCCUUCCAUCUCGUGGUACCAAUGUCACACCUGGUCUCAAUUCUAAUGCCAACAACACUGAGUCUGCUGUCAAGUGGAAUGGUGUGCAUUCUCCUAUCAGUGUAAAGUCCAGGCUCAACUUAAGUAUUGAGGUUCCAUCUGCUUCCCAGCUAGAUAAGUCUGUGCUGGAAGCUCUGCCACCUGAUCUGCGAGAACAAGUAGAGCAAAUAUGCACCAUUCAGCAAGGAGAGAGUUACGGAGAGAGCAAAAAAGAGCCAAUAAAUGGAUGUAACACUGCACUUCUGUCACAACCAGUUGGAACAGUGCUUUUACAAAUACCAGAGCUCCAAGAACCAAAUACCAAUAUGGGAAUCAAUGUAAUAGCCUUGCCGGCUUUCUCACAGGUGGACCCCGAGGUUUUUGCUGCACUACCUGCUGAGUUGCAAGCAGAGCUGAGAGAUGCAUAUGAUCAAAGGCAGAAGCAAUUAGAGCAGCAGCCUGUUAACACUUUAGUGUCAAAAAAUCCUUGCCUACACCUGAAGCAUACAACUAUAAAAAAUAAGAAGAAAAUACGGAAAAAAAAUACAGUCAGUCCUGUGAAAAAGAUUCAGAGUCCUUUGAAAAACAAACUUAUUGGUAGUCCUGCAAAAAACAUGCCAGCUACAUCUGGAAGCCCACAGAAGCUAAUAGAUGGCUUCUUGAAACAAGAAGGAACAGCUGCUCAGGCAGAAGCAGUUCCAUCAACUUCGGAUUCUUCAGGCCCAUCAGCUCUGCAGAUGGAGCAGCAGCCAGGCUUGUUCAGGCCACAAGCCCCAAACCUCGCUGGAGCUGUGGAAUUCAACGAUGUGAAGACGUUGUUAAAAGAGUGGAUCACAACUAUCUCAGAUCCUAUGGAAGAAGACAUUCUACAGGUUGUGAAAUAUUGUACUGAUCUCAUAGAAGAAAAAGACCUGGAAAAGUUAGAUCUGGUUGUUAAGUACAUGAAAAGGUUAAUGCAGUCAUCUGUGGAAUCAGUUUGGAAUAUGGCAUUUGACUUCAUUCUUGACAAUGUUCAGAUUCAAGCCAGGGUGGCCCAGCUGAAGUACACAGGACGGCAGCUGAAACCUGGGUGCUGCCUGACCUUGGCAUCUCAUCACCUCUUACUGCUUCUGGAGGAAGGCAAGUCACCCCAAAGUAGCACUGUAAAGAAGGGGGGAGUAGCCACCACGGAGCGUCGGUCAAGCCUGCAUCCAUCUCUGCAUUGCUCCUACUGCUGAUGGAGCCACGUGUAAAACACCACUGUUCUGCCCAGCAUUUCCUUCGUGCAGCCUAACAAAAUAGGUUGUAGGGAGUAGCAGAGACAAAAUAAACCAUCCCACUGCUGUGUCCCUGCUUGGGGGGUGUGCUUGCAUCCCUGCACUUCAUGUGUCAGGUAAGUUUGCUUUUUGCAGGUGUGCAGCAGCCUCGCACAGUUGUUCAAAAUAUUGGGCCAAGUACAAGAAUGGAGAACACUCGACAAAAACCAAGUUGGUAAGAAAAAUCUUUUCUGAAGAAAUGAUGGGGGGAGGUGAGAAUUAUCCCACAUUAAUGGUGGGCUUAGAACUGAGAGCAGGAAUGCAAGCUGGAGCUAACCCUGGAGCAGUAUUUGCACCACUAGCUUAAACAGAAGCACCUUGCCUAGCACAGGGCAGGAGCUGCUGCAUGAGAGCAGCUAGCAGUACAGCUGGGGCAGAGAACACUGCUUACAGCAGUGGCAGCAGGGUUUUAGCUUCAGACUGUGACCUUGACUUUCUCAUACCAGACACUGGGAGAGGUACCAACCUCUACAGCCAGGCGACAGAUGAGGGAAGGGCAGGAAAUGUCACUUCCCUUGACUUCAGUAAGGCUUAUUAUUAAAUCUCCUGUCAUCCUUGAGGACAAGCUAAUAAAGUUUAUUGAAACCUGGGCAGGCAGGCUCUGAGUGUGGUGGUCAGUGGUAUAAAGUCCUGUUAGGGGCCAGGCCUAAGUGGCCCCUAGAACCAGUACCAGGUCCAGUGCUAUACAUCACCUUUGUAAAGGAUAUGGGUGACAGGGUGGUGCAGUGUGAGCACGUUUGUGAUGACAGAGGCUGAGGGGUGCUGCUCCCAGCGAUCCAGCAGGUUCUGGGAACCUCGUGAAGUUCAGCACAGAGGUGCCAGGUUCUGCUCCCAGGGAGGGACCAGCUCUCAGUAAGGCCUGGGGGCUGCUUGGCACAGCACAGGCAGCUGCCAACCUGCACAAGGAAGAUUCCCCAGGAUCAAGGCAGGAGCUUGUUCCCCCUGCUUAGCACUGGUGAGAGGCACCUGCAGUGCUGGGCCCCUCAGUAGAAGAGAGACAGAGUGACUCUCAAACACAGCCCCAGUGCUGCCCAAAGAGAGUAAUGGCGCUUCUCCCACAGCACAAGGCGGGCUGAGACAACGGGGACUGUGACAAGGCUGAGGGUGUCUGAUCCAUGUGAAUAAACACCUGAUGGGGAUCCUGCACUUACAUCCAGUCAUUGAUUGGUGUCUAGAGAGAGAUGGACAUGGUCUGAAUCAAGAUAUCUUAAGAUGCCAUUAGUUUAUUUUGGAGCCCCUUCAGUUCCCACUUUUGAAGCUGCCUUUUCUCUUCACCUUGGUUUAGAAAAACCAGCACAUCAACUGCUCACAUCAAGGCGGGUAUUGCUGAAACUCAAGCAGGUAUUUUACCAGUCAGGUUUCAGGUACAGCCCUGUUUUUGGAACUGGUGCUCAGACAGGGGUAAAAUCGGCAUCUUUAAAAGGACUCAGCGUUCAUUAACGAUCAAGCUAUUUUAAGUUCCACAACGAGCCUGCCUGGUUCCUGG